AUGUCUUCUAUGGACUCACAGGAAGUUCCAUUAGAAGAAGAAUCACAAUCAAAAAAUACUCAAGAAUUAAAUUCAUCUUCCACAACUGUCAAGUCUCCUCUAUUAACGUUGGAUCAAAUUUUAACUGAAACCGAUUUACUGACAUAUGUUAGUAAAAUAAAAAAAUCCACGUCAUUACCCUAUGAGCGACAACCUCAAAUAAUUGCAUCGAAAAUUAUUCUUGCACUACAAUAUUAUUCGAAAAAAAAAACAACAAAACAGAAAAAAUUUGAUGCAUUAUGUUUUUAUAAAACCUAUUUACAGAAAACGAUUGCAAUGAUACAGGCAGAAAGAUAUUACGAUCAAUCAAAAAUAUUGAAUGAAUUAGAAAUUCAAAUAUAUUUACAUCUAACAUUGAUAUCAAAAACAAAACGUUUAUCAACGAGUGAUUGGAUUAAAGAGGUUUCAAAUUUACUUCGUUGGGGCGAAGAAAAAAGUUUAUUAUCAAUUGAUGAUUAUAUGAAACGAAAAUUAAUACCGUAUUUUAAUACUAAAGUUCCAUUGAUCAUCUCUGAAUUAUCUGAUGAAGUUGGUUAUAACGGUGUAAACGUAUUUAAUAAUAUCAAUAAUUCUUCAAUAUCCUCUACAACUUCAUCAAAUAACGAUGACAUCGAUUCAGAAUCUUCUUCUAUGACUAAAACGAUGACAACCAAAUUUCGUCGUGAAAUAUCAUUUUUAUCUACAACAAGUGCAACUCAAGAAAAUACAACAUCCGAUUCUCAACUUGAUAGUAUUAGUCGUACGAGUCAAAGUCAACAUUUUAGUCAACGAAAUUUAUCCACAUCAUCAUCUUAUAAUUACAUAUCGAAAAAACAAAAAGUAAUGGUUAAUUUAAAUAAUCGGACAACGAAAAAACAACAACCAUUGACAACGACAUUACUGAACAGAACUGUUAGUUUCAAAUUAAAUCAGAAUGAGACACAAAGUGCCAAUGAUGAAAAUAAACCAACGAAAAAACAAGUGAAUUGGUGUCACAAUACUUUAGUAAAUACUCCAAAGAAAAAAUCUCGUUGCUCAUCAACACGUUUUCCGAAACAACAACCACUAUUAACUCCGACAACUCAAAUCGAUGAAGAUAAUGAGACACAAACAUCGACGACAAAAUAUGUUAUCUGUGAAACCCCAUCGAAAGAUUUAGAUGAUAAGGAAGUUGAUUCAGUUUCCACGACAAAAACAAUAACACCAAAACGGAUACAACAUUUAAUAAAACGGUUAACAUCCAAAACAAAUUUGCAAAAUACCAGUACUGGUGUUACUCUAAACAAUGAUUCACAAGCUGUUUCAUUUGAUAGUAGUCAACAACAACAACGUUCAUCUUUAACUGGGGGUUUAUCUCGAGUAGCUUUACAUACAACGAGAUGUAAAUAUGUUUUAAGAAGAUAUGUUAGAGAAACACUAUCACAACAGACAGACGUAUUGGACAAGAAAGUAUCGACAGAACAAGAAAUUAGUAGAUGUCGUCUUUUGAUUGACUCGCCUUCGAUCAUGUCCAUUUCUCAAUCCAAUAAAAUCCCAGUUAUUGUUCAACAAACUCAUGCUCAAUCAUCACCCGAAAAAUUACGUCUUGUUUCAAAACGUUUAUUUCAAUCACCCGUACGAACAUCACCAUUAAGACGAAGUUGUCUCAAACGAAAUUGUUCACAAACAAGUUUGAAUGAAGAUUCAACAACGAAACUAGCUGAUAAAUCAACUAUUGUAAAACGAAAACGCUUAUUUAGUCCAUUGAAAUCACCUGCUCAUUGA
This is a messenger RNA of Didymodactylos carnosus, 1782 nucleotides long. The record is from the annotation of a GenBank genome assembly. Lineage: Eukaryota; Metazoa; Rotifera; Eurotatoria; Philodinida; Philodinidae.